Messenger RNA from Lottia gigantea (owl limpet), 672 nucleotides. RefSeq lists its product as hypothetical. Lineage: Eukaryota; Metazoa; Mollusca; Gastropoda; Lottiidae. The coding region runs from base 1 to 672 and encodes 223 amino acids. The transcript is spliced from 2 exons. The record is from RefSeq and is a predicted model, not a curated record.
AUGGCUAACCAUGCAUUUUAUUUUGUCUUUUUUUACGAUUGCAAGGAUGGUAAACAGAAAGGAGUAGUUCCCGAAUCUAAUUUGAUAUCAUAUAUUCGACCAAUUGCACACGGACCAAUUCUUCUUGUGAAAUGUAAUUUUUUACGAAGUAUGACUAUUAUACAAAACCGCGACAAAAGAUGUAAUGAGGUGGACUUCAAUAGAAAUUGGCAAGAUUAUGAAACUGGAUUUGGUGAAGUUCAUGGAGAAUAUUGGCUUGGUUUAAAGCAUUUUAAGGAUAUCAAUGAUAACAACCCUUCACUUCAACUAAAAUUAUACUUUCAAAGAUGGAGAUUAUUUUUUUAUAGUUUUAAUUUGUCCAAUGAUACUGACGGGUAUAGAUUUCAUUUCGAUAGUUAUAUUAAUUUUAAUAAGAAUCCCACCAAUAUGUCUUUGAUGAGUGGAGUCAAGAGUAUGAGUGGUCAACCAUUUUCUACAUUUGAUCGCGACUAUUUCAUUCACGGUUGUCCUAACAGGUUUAAGGGUGGAUGGUGGUAUUUAGAUGAUUCCGUUUGUUCUAAGGCCAAUCUAAAUGGAAAUCACAAUGACGUCGAUUUGGAAGCGGAAAUUCACUUUUUUGAUGAUGCUGACAUAAGACACAUUCCUAGUGAAGUUCAAAUCAGAAUCAAAUGA